AUGAAUUGUCACUACAAAAUCAAAUACCACCCGAACCUUGUAUCCGAAGGGUUGAAAGUUCGUUAUGUGGACGUCAGAGAGUCGUACGCUGCCAUAUUAAGCGGUUUGAUUCCGAAGAAGAAUUAUUCGGUCCAAAUACAGCCNGCCGGCGAUACAGUGGAAUUUAAGUUCUCAACGCCAUCAUGUUUGGAAGUCAACAAUUUCAACUUUAACUCGUGUCCUCCGAAUGAACCGUACGACGUGAAGCUGUACGUGACGCAGACAGCGGGGCAUACUGAUAAGAGCACAUACAACGCCCAGGUGCGCUGGAAGAGCCUGAACGGUCGGGGGGUGGACUAUUUCACGAUCAAGUUGAACAACGAGGCGAAGAACGUGUCAGGUAAGCACUACAUAACUGCGGCGGACGCGUCAGGCGUCACUGAGUACGUGGCGUCGUUCGACGAUGUGCCGUUUAAAGACUGGUGCUUGGUGAGCGUACAGGCGUAUUCAAGCUUAGGCCACAGCCAAGAGCUCGUGGCGUGGCUGCAGCGCGACCUCAACGAGACCGUGGCCACGGAUUCGCGGCAUUUGUUCUACUAUCCGUCGUGGACGACGGUCACGCUGUUCGGCUUGAUGGCUUUCUGCGCGGCGUUGGCAGUCGGACGGCACUUGCACCGGCGCGCGGCGGCCGGCACGGAUCGAGGUAGCAAGGGCGGCGUGUCGGCGGACGGUUACGACAUGGUCAUGCUCAAGGGGCUGGACGACGUGGACGUGUUGCUGGACGAUAACGCGGUCACUGUGUCCGACGUGUUCCUAGGGCACGGCCACUUCGGCGUGGUCAGAAAGGGCACGCUAAAAACGGCUGACGGCCUGGUGUGUUCAGUGGCCAUCAAGUCGCUCCGGGACCGACCCAGUGGUCGGGACCGGGACGAGUUCUUGCGUGAGAUACUACUCAUGCAGAAGGUCGGCAAGCACCCGAACAUCGUGUCCAUGAUCGGAUGUUGUCUGGAUGCCAACCGACGAUGCAUGCUGGUCGUCGAGUACUGUCCGUUGGGUGACUUGCAGACUUAUCUGAGAAAGGUCAGUAUAAAAUCGUGGUACGCCAACGACUUUUACGUCGGCCGGACGGAUCAGGCGGAGCUGACAGCUGCGGAGAACAGCAUCAAAGUAGUCGAAUCGCUACAGGAAGCGGUAGGUCCGCCGCCGAUGGUCUUCAACAACUGUUACUUGUACCACGGCGAUGAAAACGUAUUCCUCACGGUGGAUGACUUGUUGUGUUUCGCCAGCCAAGCCGCAAACGGCAUGCUGUUUUUGGAAAAUAACCGAGUCGUGCACAGGGACUUGGCCGCCCGGAACAUACUACUCAGUGACCAUCGCACGAUAAAGAUUUGCGAUUUCGGCCUUAGCCGGGACGUGUAUGAACAGAACCUCUACCAGAAGUCAAACCGCGGCGAUCCACUGCCAGUAAAAUGGAUGGCCCUGGAGUCGCUCAAGUACCAGCUAUACACCACCCAGAGCGAUGUGUGGUCGUUUGGUGUGCUUCUCUGGGAAAUCAUGAUGUUGGGUGGGACUCCGUACCCGACGAUAAGUUCGUCCAGGAUAUACGAAGUAUUGUGCAGGGGUUACCGUAUGCCCAGGCCUACCUUGUGCUGUUACAGUUUGUACGAAGUCAUGCUCGCGUGUUGGCAAUCCAACCCAGCAAACCGACCGAAGUUCGGCACGAUCAAAGACACAAUCGACGGUAUAAUGGAAAAUCAAUACACAUAAUCACAUUGUAAUUUUUACCAAUUUUUUUUAUAUAUAAUUAUAUUAUAAUAUACGAUUUUUUUAAAAAUAUAACAUAUAUAGAUUGA
This is a messenger RNA of Diuraphis noxia (Russian wheat aphid), 1832 nucleotides long. Its product is annotated as tyrosine-protein kinase receptor torso-like. Gene Ontology annotation, biological process: multicellular organism development; protein phosphorylation; positive regulation of kinase activity. NCBI's taxonomy places the organism in Eukaryota, Metazoa, Arthropoda, Insecta, Hemiptera, Aphididae. The record is from RefSeq and is a predicted model, not a curated record. Gene Ontology annotation, cellular component: signaling receptor complex; plasma membrane. Gene Ontology annotation, molecular function: ATP binding; transmembrane receptor protein tyrosine kinase activity; protein binding.